AUGCAAACAGGAAAUUUAAGGCCACCCUGUAUGAGAGGGGAUCGGCGAUACUUUGAAUCAACUACCGUUACUUUAACGUUUCCUCCUCUUGAAAUAAGAAAACGCGUGUACCUGGAAAUCUCUUUUGGUAAAUGCCCCACAAUUGAAUCAGAUAAGCGGCCCACUGUUAAAGAAACAGGAAAUCCCCAAGAAUCUACCCCACAGUCUCACUCACCAAAUGCUGCUGUAUGUGGCUAUUUACCAGAGCAGGAGGCUACUUCUCUUGGAACCAAGGAAUACAAUGAAGUUGUAUUGUCGGUGGGAAACAUUGUAGAUCCUGACAGGAACUCUUCUUCGAAUAGAAAGCGAGGAAAUUACAACCAUUACUCCCCGGAAAUGCGUGCAAAAAACGGUAAAUAUGCCAGUGAAAACGGAAAUGCAAGAGCCAUAAAUCACUUCAAAGCACAGCUACCGAACCUUACGGAGAGUAACGUGAGAACCUUCAAAAGAGCAUAUCAGAAGAAAUUGAAGGAAACGAAGAGACAAGGAGGAAUACAAGAAAACGUAACUUCUAUUCUACACGGCACUCGUGGUCGCCCGCCGAUCCUUCUUGAUCUUGACCAAAAAUUGAUAUCACUUUUGAAGAGCAUACAAAACAGAGGUGGUGUUGUUAAUUUUAGUGUUGUCAAAGCCUCAGCCUUGGCAUUGAUAAAAAGAAAUCCCGCGAAAAACUUCAGGGGAUGUGAGCCAACCUCGACGUGGGACAGAUCAAUUUAUCGACGGUGUAAUUUUUCCAGGCAAGCUGGAACCACAACAAGACCUCCUGUGCCUCUAGGAAUAUACGAAGAGUGCAAACUAAACUUUUUAACAGACAUCGAGAGAUGCAUUGCAACGCACAGUAUUCCUCAGUAA
Molecule: messenger RNA, 891 nt
Organism: Porites evermanni
Lineage: Eukaryota; Metazoa; Cnidaria; Anthozoa; Scleractinia; Poritidae
Source: the annotation of a GenBank genome assembly